Molecule: messenger RNA, 4256 nt
Organism: Sphaerodactylus townsendi
Lineage: Eukaryota; Metazoa; Chordata; Lepidosauria; Squamata; Sphaerodactylidae
Gene: DIPK1A
Product: divergent protein kinase domain 1A
Exons: 5
Coding region: 295-1581 (428 amino acids)
Source: RefSeq, a predicted model, not a curated record
GCGGUGCUUCCGACCCCCUCGGGUUCAGGGAGCAGCCGCUGCGCCUCCCCUUUAAGGCUGAAGGAGCGGCGCUUUUCACUCCCUCCCAUCUGACAGCUGCCGAGAGGGGCGGGGCGAAGCGGCAGGACCCGCCGGCCCCGCGGAGGCGCGUUCCGGCUGCCUCGUGGGCUGGGUGAGCCCCUUCCCCGGCGGCGCAGCCAGGUGGCCCCCCAGUCUCCCUGGGCGGGAAAGCGGCUCCUUCUCCCCGGCCUGAGUGCGCUGCAGAGCCCGCUGCGGGGAUCAUGUGCCAUUGCCAUGGCGAGGAGGCUCUUCGCGGGGGCCUGGCUCAGAAAGCCCUACUACACCCAGGUUCGCUUCUCUUAUAUGAGAAUGAAGUAUCUCUUCUUCUCCUGGCUAGGAGUAUUUAUUGGCAGCUGGAUUAUUUAUGUUCAGUAUUCAUCUUACACAGAACUUUGCAGAGGGCAUGACUGCAAGAAAAUAAUAUGUGAUAAAUAUAAAACUGGAGUUAUUGAUGGAUCAGCAUGCAGUAGUCUGUGUACAAGACAAACUCUGUAUUUUGGAAAAUGUUUAUCAACCAAACCUCAUAACCAGAUGUAUCUUGGAGUCUGGGGUAAUCUGCAAGGUGUUAUAAAAUGUCAGAUGGAAGAAAUUGCCCAUAUUGAUCUCAGAACUGAACUGGAACCAAGGAAGGAAGCUGUUCUAUUUGAUAAACCAACUAGAGGUACUACUGUUCAGAAAUUCAAGGAGAUGGUCUAUGGGCUUUUUAAAGCAAAACUAGGUGAGCAGGGAAACCUUCCUGAUUUGGUUAAUCUCAUCUUGUCUGUUGCGGAUGGAAACAAGGAUGGUAGAGUUUCCUUGCCAGAAGCAAAGUCAGCAUGGGCUCUUCUUCAGUUAAAUGAGUUUUUGCUAAUGGUAAUCCUUCAGGAUAAAGAACAUACCCCCAAAUUACUGGGCUUCUGUGGAGAUCUUUAUGUGAUGGAAAAAGUUGAAUAUACCUCUCUCUUUGGAAUAAGCCUUCCAUGGAUCAUAGAACUUUUCAUUCCUUCUGGUUUCAGAAGAAGCAUGGACCAGUGGUUUACUCCGUCAUGGCCAAGAAAGGCAAAAAUAGCCAUAGGGCUUCUAGAAUUUGUGGAAGACAUUUUCCAUGGACCUUAUGGGAAUUUUCUUAUGUGUGAUACAAGUGCCAAAAACUUGGGUUAUAAUGACAAAUAUGACUUGAAAAUGGUGGAUAUGAGAAAAAUAGUGCCAGAAAUGAACGUGAAAGAAAUGAUUAAAGAUCGUCACUGUGAGUCUGACCUGGACUGUGUGUAUGGAUCAGACUGUAGGACUGUGUGUGACCAAAGUAAAAUGAAAUGUACCACAGAAAUAAUUCAGCCAAAUUUAGCAAAAGUGUGCCAUUUACUUAAGGACUACUUGCUCCGUGGGGCUCCUUUGGAAAUACAUGAAGAGCUAGAGAAACAGCUGUACUCUUGCAUUGCCCUGAAAGUCUCAGCUAACCAGAUGGAGAUGGAGCAUUCCUUAAUACUGAACAACUUAAAAACUUUAUUGUGGAAAAAAAUAUCUCACACAAAUGAUUCUUAAAUUGUCUCUGAAGGAAACAACUCCUGCUGUAGGAACUGACAACUUUGUCAAACACAGCUUCAACGUAUUUUAAAUAAUCAUUUAGUUUCAUCGGAUUCAUUAGUACUCCUUCAGACACUGCCACUCCAAGGAUUUUUCCAGCUGGAAAAAUGAAGUGUGUUUUCCAGUAUCUGCUUUGGCAGAGACUACUGAUGUUACAGCACUCCCAUGUGGGGAAAAAGAAUGCAGGCUCCAUGUUCUCCUUCUGCUCGUACCCAAAUUAACAUUUUUACCACAGUCAUUUUGUUGAUCAUAUUUACUGUGCUCCAUCAAGCUUAAUGAUUUGAGACAAACUUGUACAUUCAGAAAAAGCAUGGGAUUCAAAGCUCCUGCAGCUGUACUGCUUCAGAAUACAAGGAAGGGAUAAAGAUGGCAUAUUUGGCUGUUUCUAAGACUUCCUGCAGAGAAAAGACUGCUGAAACUCUUUUAAGUUCUAUCUAGACUCUUAAGUAAUCUGGUCUCAAGAGGGCUUCAGCCCUUUAAUACUGUGAGAAGCUGCAUUCUCCCACCCAUCCCUCCACAAUGGGUUCUGGUUAUUUCAGAAGUUCCUUUUGGAGUCUCAGUUUUUACAAACAUUUAUCCUGAAAACCCAACCACUAUUAGAACCGAAUAUGGUAGAAUCCAAGCUGCUGUUUCUGAAUGAACUGAAUAAUUUCAAGGUUGUCUACUAAUUUUAGCUGGGCAGAAUUUGCACAUUAGUGAUUUUUAAGAGAAAAUCAGUGAGCUGAUUGAAAAAUGUUUUCAAGAAACUGGGGGUUGGAACCUGAUUUUGUUAGCUUUUUACAUUUGUACACACAUUUACCUCAUGCAUACAUUGAAUGUUACUAUGUUAGCAGAAGUAUCCUAGUUAAACAUGUGUUGUACCAUGCUUGCAGUUAAAAUUGAAAAAAAAAACUGAAAAAAGCAUGUUGUGUACAUACACAACACACAUUGUAGCAGCAAUAUUUAUGGACUACUAAAUAAAACUGGUGUAUUACACAAAUUUAUAACAGUUAUACAGCCAAGAAUUGGGGGGGGGGCACUUUAAAAGCAAUUUUGUAUGUGGAUUAAAUUAUUUUAGUGCAAUUAAUAGUCCAAUCAUAGUUGUUGCUAUUUGAGGUGGAACAUUUAAAGCUAUUUAGAAGCACCUUUAAUGCCCUGUUCUCAUGCAUGUUUUCUCUGAAACUUCCAUGGGAUUCAUUAGGAAUGUGCAUGGGACUGGAGGUUAAACCAAUCUGGCUUCAACAGGGAAGUAAUUAUGUGCUUAACCUUCUGAAGUCAGAGGGACAACCAUACUUAAUACUGGCAGGCUUUCCCCCAUAAUUACUAGCCACACUAGUAAACUAUGCCAUAAUUGUUGGAUCCACAUCUUUUAACCCAGAAGCUGAAAUCAGUACAAUGAUUUUACUGGGGUGCUGUGUGGUUUCCGGGCUGUAUGGAAAGUAUGGCAGCCCAGAAACCACACAGCACCCCAGUGAUUCUAGCCGUGGAAGCCUUCGACAAUAAAGUGAUUUUAACUUAGCUGAGCUGUGGAUCAUUUUGUGUGUUACCCUGGUAUUAGAUUAAAUUCAAAACUUCCCAUCUGGUAAAGACAAUCUCCUAAACUGAGUGGGACUACUGGGUCCAACCCACUGUAUUAAAACUGAAUUUUGAAUGAAUGCUAUGUAAUGUCUAAACUUGUUAUAGGACCAGGGCAGGCUCGUUUUUUAAACAGGGUUUGCUUUACGUUAGGGACCCUGGGUGUUCUAAAUUGAAACUUUAUCUUUGCUUUACUUUCAAAGCAGCAAAGUGAAAUUAGACAAUGGUCAGACACAUGUAUGUUUAAGAGCACUUCUCCUAGUUCAAUUUUUGGAACUGUUUGGUACUUUUUUGAAUAUCUAUUUUGUAUAUUUCACAGGGCUACAUGCAUGGCCUCAACUUCUGAACAAAUAUAUCUUUGAUUACAGAUAGAUAAUCUUGGUGUCCUUUUUAGCUUCCAGCUGUCAACACUGUGGAGGUAGACAGUUCGCUAAAUCUGCUCAAAGGACGUGUAAUUAUUCUGCAGAACUCCAGUGAAGCACUUCUGCACAUGAGCCUUGAUACUAACACAUACGCUUCACCUCUUCACUUGCUACAUUUGUAUUUCUCUUUUAAAAGGAAGAAGCUAAAUAAAAUUCCUUUAUUUUAAAAUUUUCUCUGUCUUUUAAAAUUUAACCUGUUGUCAUAACUACAUAAUGAACAUGCACUCGAAACAAAAUGGUCUGUGUUCCCUUAAUUAAAUAAAUGUGAAAUACUAAUUUGUUUUACAAUCAUGGAUUGUUGCCUUGUAUAAAUAUUUUUCUAUCCCCAGUCUUGCACAAUGUCCACUUUGGGUUUUUUGAAUUGACAGAUAUUCUUCAAGAGGCAGCAUUUAAUAUUUGCAACUACGAAGGAGUCCACAUCUUCCCAGGCAUAUGCUCAUGCCAAGUAGAUAUGAAUGUCAGUAUUGUUACAAUCAUUGCGCAGUGGGGCGGGGGGGUAUUGAGCCAAAUAUUUCUAGACAUUUGAAAUAAUUUUGGGGUAACAACUUGUUAACAAAGCAGUUUGUACUGUUUUAUUUUGAUUGCUGUUAACAACCAUCUUCCAGAGUUUCAUUUUGAAUAUGAAUUGUUUACAAUAAACUGGAAUUAUUUCUCCUU